Messenger RNA from Ostrea edulis (European flat oyster), 3399 nucleotides. Its product is annotated as histone-lysine N-methyltransferase MECOM-like. Gene Ontology annotation, molecular function: protein binding. Lineage: Eukaryota; Metazoa; Mollusca; Bivalvia; Ostreida; Ostreidae. The transcript has 7 exons. The coding region runs from base 106 to 2898 and encodes 930 amino acids. Gene Ontology annotation, cellular component: nucleus. The record is from RefSeq and is a predicted model, not a curated record.
CGCAUGCGUUCAGGUGCUAACGUGCAGCGAUUUGAGCUUUUGAAGUGUCUGUUUUAUUCCUAUUUACCGUAUUUGGAUGCACGUGCUUGCGACAGAUUCUAGAAGAUGCGGUCCAAAUCGAAAGCACGAAAGUUAACACAAGAUGGGAGUGAUGAAGAAUACGAGGCAGUCGAAGAUGUACAUGUGGAAAUGAACACAGUUUCCACUUCUAGCGAAAUAAAUUCCGAACACCCACCGGUCUACAUCCCGGAAGAUAUUCCUAUUCCUGAGCAGUUCGAGUUGCGGGAAUCCCAUGUUUUUUCUGGACUGGGAGUCUGGACGAGACGGCCCCUACAUAAGGGAUAUAAAAUGGGACCGUUCGUUGGGACCUUCAAAUCCAAGCCAGGCGACCCCAAUUGCUCCUGGAAGGUUUUGAGUGAAAAGGGAGAACUAAAAGGGUGGAUUGAUGCAAGUGAAACAGGAACCGGAAAUUGGAUGAAAUAUAUACGGAGUUGCACACGCUUGGAAAACCAGAAUCUGAUGGCCGUUCAGAUUGAGGAAGAUAUCUACUAUAAAUCAAUGAGAGAUAUUUUGCCCGGCGAGGAGAUGCUUCUGUACCCGUCGGACCCCAUAUGUCGACUGGACACUCCAGAUUUCUCCAAACUGGACGAACAAGGUAAUACAAAUUAUCCUUGCGAAUGCGGUGAAGUUUUCAGGUCCAAAAUCGCCUUAGCACGCCACCAGACUUACGCAUGUACCCACAGUAGCAACUUGCGGAACACCCACCAGAAAAUGUCCAUCGACAAACAUUCAGACGAGGAGAACAGAGAUUCGAAAAGUACGGUGAAUGGCGACUCUGACCUUUCCUCUGAGGCGCCAGAACCCGGGGACAUAGGAGAGUUCAAAUGUGACCAGUGUCCUCGGUCAUUCCAAUGGAAAUCUAACCUUAUUCGUCAUCAGAUUACCCACGACUCACUGAAGAAGUUCAGCUGCGAGAACUGUGACAAAAUUUUCACCGAUCCAAGCAACUUGCAGCGCCAUAUAAGAUCUCAGCAUGUCGGCGCUAGAAGUCAUGCUUGUGGAGAGUGCGGAAAGACCUUCGCGACAUCUAGCGGACUAAAACAGCACCAGCAUAUCCACAGCAGUGUUAAGCCUUUCCAAUGUGAAGUCUGUCUCAAGGCGUACACCCAAUUCUCCAACCUUUGUCGCCAUAAGAGAAUGCACGCCGACUGCCGCCAACAGAUUAAAUGUAAAGAUUGUGGACAAGCCUUUUCUACUGUUACCUCUCUGAGCAAACACAAGCGAUUCUGUGAAGGCGCACUACGAAAUGGCAUUCACCUUGGAUUUCCUUCCGACAAGAUCAGCCAACUGAGCUUGCCAAGCGCAGCAUCCCCAUCUCCUUUGAACCCUGCUCUGUACAUGGGGAUGUAUCGUCCUCCAUAUCCAUUCUACCCUCCACUUGGGGCCUCUUUUCCGGUAUUCCCAGGCAGCAAUCCUUUUACUGGCUUGAGCUCUCCAAUGUCACCUUCCAAUCCGACGAAAAUGUCUCUACAGCCGACCUCUCCCUUAGGAAAAGCUGUCGUUCCCCCACAUCUUUCAUCACGUGACCACUUGUUUGAUCGCCAUGCAGAGGGAUCAGGUCGUCAUUCCGUCAACUCCAACUCCAACGAUUCACCUUUAAGCUCCGGCAGUGAAUCGGAUCACAGUUCAGCUUCAGAUGCAGAGAGCGAAAGCAGCUCCUCCAAACGUCCGAGAACCAAAUCACCAUCAAGAGGAUCCUCUCAUCAGCCGUGGUUACCAUUCAGUCAUCAGAGACCCAUCAAAACCGAGCGACUCUCACCCCAAAUCAGGGAUCAACUUUCACCGAGUAACGAAAAAGAGGAGAAAAAUGAAGAUAUUCCAUUUGAUCUAUCCAAGACGACAAAAUCACGCUCUCCAUCCCCUGCACACUCCAGUUCUACUGCUUCACCGAGACCAUUAGGAGAACAACCUCUAGACUUAACUCGCAAAGUUCCAAAGGAAACAACUCCUCCAGAAAAUACCAGAAAAACUCAUAUAUUUGGAAUGCCAUGCUCCACACCUGAUUCCAAACUCCAUUAUGCCUAUCCACAAUUUGGUACUCCAAAUCUUAUUAUGGAUCAUCUUCGCUUAGGAAAGGAAAAAUUCCAACAAUCGCUCCACGAAGCCUCCAAAUUUAUGCAAUUCUCUCGUUUUCCUAUGAACAACUCUUCUUAUGUAGCUGCUGCUAUGGGACAAUUUGGGACCAUAAAACGUGAAAGGGAAGAAAAAAGUUUGACAUCAAUGAUGGAUAAACUACCGGACACUUUUCCGUAUUCUCCCUCUGGCAACAAAAUAAAAGAAAGAUAUGGAUGCAAGUUUUGUGGAAAAGUAUUCCCACGAUCUGCCAACUUGACCCGUCACCUUAGAACUCACACAGGAGAACAACCCUAUAAAUGUAAAUACUGCGAACGGUCAUUUAGUAUUUCCUCUAACCUACAAAGACAUGUCAGAAACAUUCACAACAAAGAAAAACCAUUCCGAUGUACACUCUGUGAUAGAUGCUUUGGACAACAGACCAACCUGGAUCGCCACUUGAAGAAGCAUGAAACUGAGGGACCAAAUGUCAGAGACUCUCCGAUUGCCGAACCCGAUCUAGAAUCCAAGGACGAAUCUUACUUCGCUGAAAUCAGAAACUUCAUUGGCAAGGCAACGGAUCGCGAACUCAGCAUCCCCGUCAUCAACGACAACCCUCUUCCGAGUAAUCAUCAAAACGCUGAUAAUCUUCCACAAGAUAAUAAAAUAGACAAUGUUGACGAUGAUGCUGAAGAUGAGGAGGACGAAGAUGAUAUCAUGGAGGAUGAAGAUAUAGAGAGUGAUAGGAUGGAUGGCAGCUCCCGUGGCAGCUCUCCAAUCAAAUAAACCCACAGUGCUAUCAACCUCAUCCUGUUGUACAUGUACGUACUCUGUAAAUUGUUUUUUUAAAAUUCGUAAUCAAUACCAAAUUCGUAAUCAAUACCAAACUGCCUAACAUUCCACACAAUAUAUUUUGGUCGGUUUGUAUAUUCUGUCUUUCUUUUCAGAUUACAUUUGCCAGACAAAGGGACCAAUUUACCAUAGCUUUGUGACCUUCAUUUCAUCACUUUUUUGACAAUUGAUUUAUUUAAAUCGUCACGUGUGCCGAAAGUUACAGGGGACCAAUUACAUUACGAGUGUUCGAACAUGAAACUCAACGUGUCUGCUUCCGGACCUUUCUGAAAAGACUGUAUGAGAAAAGACUUUUUAAAAGCGUGGCUUGUAUGCAGAUUAUGUUUUGUGUGUCACGCGUGUUUGUGUGCUUUACAGUGUAGCCAUAUUAAAUUAUUUAUUUAUUUUUCAUGUGUGUCCAUUUACUUUACAAGAAUAAACAAAACUUAUACUUCA